GAAGAGGGGACCUUGAAACGGCUCAACCUCCUUGGACCAUAAUUGGUUUUAUAGAACUGGCGAGAAGCCAAAGUGUUUACAUCGAGGCGAUUGACACUGUUCUCAGCCAAUCAAAGAGUUUGCCGUGGAGCGUGUAGCUCUUGGUGGAGAGGGGCGGGCCUUGUAAAACAAUGCUUGUUUCAUUGCAGAAGAGUUUACAGAAGCGCGAGGGGGGCCUCAUCCCCCAAUGUUAUCCCAUAGCGUACGGACAGGCCUGUAGCCUAAUGGACUACUACAAAUCUUUUCACAGACGCUCGGAUUUUGAGAAGAUUUAAAACAUUUUCUUCUUCAUAUUUUCCUGUUCAAGUCAGUGGGAUGACAGAAAAGGAUUCGGAUUCGCUUGGAGAUCUAGAGGUAUUUUAGCCCAACCGUGGCUUUUUCGGAAUAUCCAAAACGGACUGUUUCUUUUACAUAAGUUUACCAGUUGUGGAUAAUGGAUGGCAGAGAUUUCGGUUCCCCCCGAUCCGUCCACGUCCCACCGCCGCUGCUGGCUGGGAUCGCCAUGGAGUCUCACCGACUCGGAGCCGCUGCUGCAGCCGGGAGAUUCCCUCCCUCGCCCGGCCACUUGGGCUCGGGGCAUCCGCCGCCUCUCCAUUCUGGGAAAUUCAUGCCAUCGGCCAUUAACCUACAUCAACAUCAUAACGAGGCCUUCCCAACACCCUCCAGCCCCUUCCUGGCAGGCUACCCUGGCCCCUCCCCCAUGACCUCUGACCCUGCGUACCGAUCAGCCAAUCCCAGCAGCCUGCAGAUGGCUCAGCUAUGGGCCUCCCAUUCCCACGAAGGGUACCCUCCCCUCGCUGGUGGUUUAUACCCCAGUCCCUACCUGCCCCUGGGGCAUGUGGAGCCCCCCUCCCUGGCUCAGCACCCUCUCUAUGACUCCCACCAAGAGGGUUUCUACCUGCCUGCGUCCAUAAGCCAGCCCUCCCUCCAUCCCUCUCAGGCUCGCCCCGGUGCCACGCCCCCCCAGAGGAAUCCCCGGGAGGGGGGGCGAGACAGGCCUUACAGGGUGGAGAGGUCCAGAGAGGAGCCCCGCCAGAACAGCGUUGUAGACUUGACCCAAGACAGCAGGACCGAGGAGUAUCGCAGGGCGAGGAGCGGAGAGAGGGAGAGAGACAAAGAGAGAGAGAGGGAAAGAGACAGGGAGAGAGACAGGGAAAGAGAGAGAGGAGACAGUGAAAGGGAGAGGGACAAAGAGAGGGAGAGAGACAGGGAGAGGGACAAAGAGAGGGACAAAGAGAGGGAUCAGGGCUGGUCCUUCCACUCCCUGCCCACUCCAGGGGAGCCCCGACCCAGAGCUCCCCCCCAGCCCUGCUUCCUCCCUGGGGGGCGCUUUACUGGCCGCUACCCGGGCUUGGAGCCAGACAGCAGGGGGGAUCAGGAGGAGGAGCCCAGCCCAGCGCCUCUCUCAGACAGGUCCAGGAGGAACGACUCUGUGGCCACGCCCGUCGGAACCUUACACGUCUCCUACAGGGGCCCCCCCGCAGGCCUGCCCCGCCCCCCUACGCCACGGGAGCCAAUCAGGGAGCAGCGUGUGAGCGCGCCAACGUACGUGCCUUCCGUGGAGGUUUACGACGAGAGGGCGGGGCCUAUCCAGAUCGCCUCACAGGCGCGGGACAACAAGCAAGAAAAACACAGGGAGAGGGAGAAAGAGAGGGAGCGAGAGAGGGAGCAAGAGGGGGAGCGAGAGAGAGAGGGGGAGAGAGACGAAGAGCGAGGGGAAGAUCGUGGCCGUCACCAUGACGAUAGGCUCCUGGCUGGCCGUCACCAUGACGACAGGCUCCUGGCUGGCCGUCACCAUGACGACAGGCUCCUGGCUGGCCGUAUUGAGCGUGAACAGGAGAAAGUGCUCAGAGAAAGCAAAGAGCUGGCUGAGUUCACCCAGACACACCCCCCCCUGGCGUCCAGCAGUCUGACCUCCAGCAUGAUGACCCCUAACCUGAUGACCUCUAACCUGAUGGUGACUGGAGGAGCGGGGCUGGGGGCGGGGCGCUGGCCCGGUGACCCCUCACCUCUCACCUCUCACCACUGGAUGCCUCGCCCAGGAGCACCACCUGUCUGGCUGACCAGCUCUCCCUACGGUCUGGGCCCCUCCUCCCUGCCCCAGGCCCUGCCCCCAGGAUACCCCUCCUCUCUGCCAGGCUCCAUGCCCACUCCGUACCAGUUUGCCCGGGACCCCCAGUCUGGGCAGCUGCUGGUCAUCCCCACAGAACACCUGCCACACUACGGAGGAGAGGUGCUGGAGCGUGGCAGCUCCCCCAUGUGGCCAGGCCUGUACGGUGCAGGCACCUCCCUGCAGCAUGCAGCCCAGCUCCAGCUGCUCUCUCAGCAGCAGCUCCUCAGGCAGCAUGAGCUCAUGCUCAUCCAGCAGCACACAGCUCAGGUGCUGCAGCUGCAGAGGAACGCCCAGCUGGUGGAGCGUAUGAAGGCUAGUGAGAGAAGCGAGAGGGAAGACAAGCCAGACAAACGGAACCCUGAGCCCAAGCCCCGCCCCUCCUCAGUCUCCUCCCCCUCUCCUGUCCUGCACCCUCGUAAGCUUCGUCUGUGCUCGCCCACCCCCUCCUCCUCCUCCCUUACCCCCUCCUCCUCCUCCCUCACUCCCUGCUCCUCCUCCCUCACCCCCUUGCCCCCCCUCCCCUCCCCCGUCAACACCCUCAAGUCAGAGGAAGGACCGAGAGUGCUGUCCCACCCCCCGACCCCCCUCCCUCACUCGGCCUCCCCCCGCUCCGCCUCGCCACCUCCCCCCUCCCCCCUCAGACCCAAACUGGAGGAGGGGGAGGGUGGGCGGAGGGGGCAGAGGGAGGCGCAGAAGCAGAGCACCUUCCAGAACCGUUACCCUGAAAUGUCUCCGGGCUAUUCAUACCAGCCCCUCCCUGGUCCCUUCACCUCCCCAUACCCCUCCUACCACCUCCCUAUCCCUGUGGGGGCAAACACUGACUCUCUGCCCCCUCUCCACCCCCAGGCCCUAGCCCCAGGCCCGGGGGCAAACACAGACUCUCUGCCCCCACUCCACCCCCAUGCCCUAGCCCCAGAGACACCUGUAAACAUCAAGCCCCUACCCCUCUCCACAGACAUCAAGCCCCUACCCCUCUCCACAGACAUCAAGCCCCUACCCCUCUCCGCAGACAUCAAGCCCAGUUCUGUGAAUCCUCCAGUCCAGGGACCCUUGCUUAAACAAGAGCCUGACCUGGAGCAGCCUCAGCUGGGCAUAACUCCGGCUGCCCUGGUGCCUCUCCACCGGAGCUCCAGCCCAGCCUCCCCCCACCAGCAGGGGGAGGCCCCCCAGGCCCCUGCCGGCCCCCUGCCCAAGCUAGCGCUGGAGCAGCGGUUGGAGCGAGCGACAGAAGAGAGAGACAGAGGUCCGGUCAAAAUGGAGGUGUCAUCUUACCCCUGCCAGGAGGCUUACUCGCUCACACAGCCUGCUCCAGAGGCGGAGCCUAAAACGGAGGUCACAGAGGGGUCACAGGUCACGUAUUACCCAGCAUGCCUUACUGCCGGUACUGCCAGCUAUGAGGCGGCCUGUGUGUGUGAACCACAGCAGCCCGACACACACACACACUCCCACACACAUGCCCAGCCUCCUUGCCUGAGAGAGACUGUCCUUGCCCCUCUCCACCUCCCUCCCCCCUCCUCCCCCCUCGUCAUUCUUCCUGAAGACCCCAUGGCGGGGAUGAAUGCACUACUGGCUGCCAGUGAGAUGCCCCAGGCCUGCCCUGGCUCCCCCCCUGCUCUGCUGGCCCUGCCCCAGACGGAGCUCUCUCUCCUGGGGAGGGAGAGUGGCAGUGCUGGGACCCUGGAGGUCUGGGCUCUGGAGGGAAUGGCCCUGCUCAGCCACAUGGCUCAGCUGGAGAUGGAGAGAAUCAGCCAGGAGCAAGAGCUGGCUCUGGGCGGCCUGGGCUGCCUGCUGGAGGCCAGCCGGCAGGUGCUGCUGGAGGCCAUAGAGCAGCAGUCUCACAUGCAGCUGGCCCGGGAGCUGCACCCCCACAAGACCUACAGCUGGAGGCAGAAGAAAGAGCCGUUGUUCAGUAAGACGGAGGAGGUGCUGGACGUCCUGGAGGUGGACCUGCGUGUGCGCCUGGCGGAGCUGCAGAGGAGGUACAAGGACAAGCAGGGGGAGCUGGGCCGCAUCCAGAGACACACAGACAGACGUGAGAGGCAGCAGGAGGAGGAGAGGCGGAGUCUGGCACCACGGGGGCGGGGCAGACCCAGGAAGAGGAAAUACUUGACCACGCCCUCCAAAUUAGACAGCAGGCCUGGGAGGCUGGCCAGGAGUCAGCAGUACUCGGAGGACUCUGAGGCCGGCGAGGCCCAGAGGAAGAGGCUCCGCCCCUCCAGAGAGGGGGACGAUAGGCUCCGCCCCUCCAGAGAGGGGGACGAGACGGACGGAGGAGCGAAGAAGAAGAAGAAGAACAAGAUGAUGUGGGCUGACCAGGAGGCGUCUACCAGUCACACUCCAGAGAUAUUUAAAGGAAAGCAUGGGCAUGUCUGUGAGCAGGACCAGCUGGCGAGCGACCUAGACCGUGCCCUCUCCCUCUCUCAGCUGGGCUCCUUUGCCUCGAACCGUAGACCCCCCACCGGACCCCCGGCCAAGGGUGAAAGGUCAAAGGGCAGAGCGAUGGAGGGUCGGAGGAAGGAGCUAGGGCCCCUGCUGGCCAAAGGGGGGAAACACAAGACGGCAGGCCGAGCUGUCCCCUCCGAGGCUGGCGUGAAGGUGAAAGGUCAGAGGUCAGAGGUGAAAGGUCAGAGGAAGAUGGCGAUCUCUCCGCUCCGCUCAGAGAUGAGCAACUUCUCCAACAACUCUGACUCAGAGGAGGAGGAUUCAGUACGGGGGGGCUGGCCCCCCCCCUCUAGCUCGCUAGCCCACAGAAACAGGAAGAGGCGAUCGACCACGUCGCCGACGUCCCUGCUGGCCAAUCAGAUGUCUCGAGAGAGGAAACACAAGCACUUAUCUCUGCUGUUGCAAGAGGCGGGCCUCAGCUCCUCUGACGACUCCUUUGACCAAGUGUCCUCCAGCGAGGAUGAUGCUGAGUGGGGCUUGGAGGGGAGUGAGGAGGGUGAGGAGAGCGGGCUGGGCCUGCUGGCCAGGUUUGCUGCAAGCGUGCUCCCUGUGGCCUCCACUUCCGCCACCCUCCUUUCUGACAGCAAACACCGCAGAAUGCUGAGCACUCUAGGGUCAGAGUGUGAGGGGUCAGAGGGGUCAGACUCGGGCUCUGACGUGCGUCUGAGGAAGUUUCCGUCUCUGCUUCACGGCAAACGCUCUGCCCCCGAACUGCCGCUGUUACCCCCGGCAUCCCGCCGCAUUGACCAGACCAGCCCGACCAAGCGAGAGGAGCCGCAGCCAAUCAAACGCAAACCGCCUCCUCGGCCACGCCCCUCUCCACGGCGCUUCACCUUUGACCUCUCGGUGGGAGGGGUCGGUGAAGAGGAGUGCUGGACUCGCCGACGCAGCGAAAGAAUCUUUCUCCAUGAGGCAGCGACCAAUCAAAUCUCUCCAUCCAACACGACCUCCACCAACCAGAUGUCUUCCUCCAGCUCAGCCCCUCCCCUCACCCCAAAGCCCUCCAAACCCAAAACCACCCCGUCCAGCAGGGAGGGGAAGGACACUGGAAAGAAGAAGAAAAUAAAGGACUCCCCAGUCAGCCCGCCCAUUCGGUCUAGUCCAAUCACCGACAGCCCUGUCAGCCCGCCCACUAGGUCUAGUCCAAUCACAGAUGGCCCUUUGGCUCGUCCUCUCAGCCCUUCUCACAAGAGCCAAUCCAAGGCCAAGGCCAGAGAGUCUCGGGGUGCAGUCAGUAGGCUGAUGGAGAGCAUGGCAGCAGAUGAGGACUUUGAGCCCAAUCAGGACAGCAGCUUCAGUGAAGAUGAACUCCUCCCACCGCCUAGCAACAGCCUAUCAGAGAAGACAUCUGCACCUGGUCCCCUCCAGUGUGUUCUGGAUAAAGACUCUCUAGUGGAUGGUCUCCGAGUGCUGAUCCCUAUGGACGACCAGCUGCUUUACUCUGGGCAUCUCAACACUGUCCACUCCCCAGACAUCUACAGCGUGGUGGUGGAGGGAGAGAGAGGGAACAGGCCUCACAUCUACUGCCUGGAACAGCUGCUGCAAGAGGCUAUCGUGGAGGUGAAGCCCCCCUCAGUUGCCCUCCUGCCUGAGGGCUGUCGUGUAGCUGCCUACUGGAGCCAGCAGUACCGCUGCCUGUACCCUGGAACCGUCGUCAACGGAAGCUCAGACGAGGAUGACAAUGAUGACCUCAUAACCGUGGAGUUUGACGAUGGUGACACAGGGCGCAUUCCCCUUUGCCACAUCCGCCUGCUGCCCCCCGACUACAAGAUCCAGUGUGCUGAGCCCUCCCCAGCGCUGCUAGUGGCCAGCUGCUCCAGGAGGCGUGUCAGGAAGUGCAGUAAGGAGUGCACAGACACUGGGACUAAGGUCGAAGACUCCGCCCCCAAAAACAGAGGGAGGGGCCGCAAACCCAAACCCAAACCUGAGCCCCCAGCUACUUCAGAACCUCCACCCUCCUCCCAGCCUUCUGACAGACCCCAACCUGCUGCCAUGCCUGCCCAAGAAAAGCCCUCCUCAGCCCAGAGAGACGCUCAGGAAAGAUCCCUGUCCGCCACUAGGCCUGGGCCCAAACCAGGCCGCAAAAGCUCCACCUCCUCCACAGGCCCCUCCCCUAGCUCCACCUCCUCCACAGGCCCCUCCCCUAGCUCCACCUCCUCCACAGGCCCCUCCCCUAGCUCCACAUCCUCCAAAGGCCCCUCCCCUAGCUCCACCUCCUCCACAGGCCCCUCCCCUAGCCAGUCACCUAAGAAGCCCAGCCCAGGCCCAGCUCCUGCCCGUGUCCCGCCUGCUCGUGUCCCGCCUGCCUCGCUCUUCCCCUCAGGCUAUGGGAAGGUUCUCACGGUGGACCUGUAUACUGAACCCAGCCUGAACUCCUACACCCAGCGCAGGGAGGCUGGUCGCAGCUGUAGUCUCAGUCCCAAACCAGGACCCAAACCCAGCUCCAGCUCCACACCCAAACCCAAACCCAGCUCCACCCCCAAACCCAGCUCCACCCCCAAACCCAGCUCCACCCCCAAACCCAGCUCCACCCCCAAACCCAGCUCUAUUUCCAAGACAGGCUCCACUCCUAAAUCCAUCUCAACUCUUACACAUAGCUCCACCACCACCAAACCUAGCUCCACCCCCAAAACCACUCCCACCUUCACUCCCAAACCUAGCUCCACCCCCAAAACCACUCCCACCUUCACUCCCAAACCUAGCUCCACCCCCAAAAACACUUCCACCCCUAAACCUACCUCCACUCCCAAACCUAGCUCCACCCCCAAAACCACCUCCACCUCUAAACCCAAACAUCCACCUGACUCUGUGUCCAGACUCAGCCCAGGGCCCAGCCCCAUCCCCAGACCACAUGGCACAGGUGCCCUCAAACCCAGCUCAUCCAGACCCAAGCCCGCUUCCCAGCACUCUAGCAGACCCAGCACGGGCCCUGUCUCCAGACCCAAGCCCAGGCAGGGGGAGGGGGGGCCCAGGCAAGGGGAGGGCCCCCCGGGGUCCAGGUGGAAGCCCCCCUCUGCAGAGCCCCUGGUGAAGCUGGACCACGAGGGCGUGACCUCUCCUAAGACCAAGAAGACCAAGGCUCUGAUGCUGCUGGAGGGGCGGGGCCACAGGAGGGAACACGCUCCCGUUGCAUUGACAACAGUGAGUCAGAAGCCAGUGAAAGCCAAGGCGAGGGUUCCGGAGAGGGAGGCAGGGCCAGAGAGAGACCCCGCCUACAAAGGCCCUGUGUCAGGGAAAGAGAAGGCUGAGGGUCGGGCUCGAGGGAAAGGAGGGGAGAAAGAGAACAGGAAGAGAGAGGAGAGGAAAGAGGGAGAAACGAAAGAGGACUCUCACACCAGCACCAGUUCAGAGUCAGAGGAAGAGGACGACAAAGAACAGAAGAAGAAGAAAAAGUGUGUCUCUAAUUGCUCCUCCUCCAGCCCCGCCUCCUCCUCCUCCUCCUCUUCAAACUCCAGCACCUCCUCUUCCUCCUCCUCCUCAUCCUCCUCCUCCUCAUCCUCCACCGAUGAGGAGUCAUCGUGCAGCUCAGACGAGGAGACGCCCCCCCCUCCCCCGCCCCCCACCUCCCCCCCUCCCCGACAGGACACAGUGGCAGAAGUAGAGGGAGAGGAGGAAGAAGAGGAGGAGGAGGAAGAGGAUGAGGUAGAGGUGAAAAAGGAGGAGGUGAAAGAAGAAGCCGCUUCUCCUACCUCUCCACCUUCCUCCCCGUCGCCCAGCGUGUCCUCCCAGCGCGCCCAAGGGAAGGGCUCCGGCCAGAGGGGCCGGCCUCCCAAGCAGAAGCCCAGCGGAGGAAGCCCAGCGGUGGGCAGGCCUAAGAGGAGGGAGGGCCUCCACCUGCCGAGCACCAAGGAGCUGGCCAAACGCCAGAGGCUGCCCAGCGUGGAGAACAGGCCCAAGAUCUCAGCCUUCCUGCCCGCCCGCCAGCUCUGGAAGUGGUUUGGGAAACCCACGCAGAGGCGGGGUAUGAAGGGCAAGGCUAAGAAGCUGUUCUACAAGGCCAUAGUCCGCGGGCGGGAGAUGAUCCGCAUCGGGGACUGUGCUGUGUUCCUGUCGGCCGGCCGGCCCAACCUGCCCUUCAUCGGACGCAUCCAGAGCAUGUGGGAGUCGUGGGGCAGCAACAUGGUGGUGCGCGUCAACUGGUUCUACCACCCAGAGGAGACCAGCCCUGGGAAGAAACUAACAGACAAGAAGAACUGGGACCAGAUGUGUGGACAGGCUUUACCUGCAUGUCUCCACUCCUCUGCCCAGAGAAAAGACUUCAUGGAGCGGGCGCUGUACCAGUCGUCCCACAGCGAUGAGAACGAUGUCCAGACGGUCAGCCACAAGUGUCUGGUGGUCAGCGUGGAAGAGUACGAACAGAUGACACACACCCGUCGCUAUGCCGACAGGGAGGACCUGUACUACCUCGCCGGGACCUACGAACCCACGACCGGCAUGAUCUUCAACACGGACGGUGUGCCCGUGCUCUGCUGAACACAUGCUACCUGGAGCAGGAGCCCAGCCACACCUGACCUGCCUUUCUCCUUUUAGACGUAGUGACACACACUGAUACACACUCA
This is a messenger RNA of Hypomesus transpacificus, 9153 nucleotides long. RefSeq names its product trinucleotide repeat containing 18 (gene tnrc18). Gene Ontology annotation, molecular function: chromatin binding. Lineage: Eukaryota; Metazoa; Chordata; Actinopteri; Osmeriformes; Osmeridae. The record is from RefSeq and is a predicted model, not a curated record.